GUUUUAGGAUUUUGCUUCGCCUCGAAAAUCUGGUACGUUUCUAAAACACAAGGAAGCCGGACAAAAGAUUGUAAUUCUCCUGAGAAUUCUUGUAAAUCCUUAGCAGAUGUGUUUUCUCUGGUGGACUGGGGCGACACUAUAUACCUUGACGGAACCAAUACAAAGGAAAACCCCUACGAAUGCUUGACUGUGACGUCACCACAGUUGCGUACCACCUUGAAUAUCAGCAUAUCUUUUAUUGGUCAAAAUGCGCCUGCGUACUUGUCUUGUCCCAAUGGAAUUUCCUUCACUGGAGGACAAGUUCAGGUGCAUUUCUCUGGCUUGGUAUUCUACUCAACACCGAUGUCGUUUUAUCUUUGCUCUAUUUACAUCCAAAAGAGUGUGUUUAAAAAUCCCUUGCUGGGGAUGGCCCUUCUUAAGUUUUACUCAGUUGGAAAUUUAACAAUAUCUCAGAGCGUUUUUCAAGAAAACGCUAUAAUUUCGGUUGAUGAUGGACAUUUCGUCUUGUUAAGCGACAGCCGCCUUCAAAAUAAUACGGAAAUGGCUGCAACAAUAAUCCCUUCUCAAAAGGGAAAAGUUAAAGUAGAUCACUGCGAAUUUAUUAACAGUCAGGGUGGUUUGAAAAUCACUUCAGUCAGGAACUCCUCAGUGUUUCUGUCAAACACUAUUUUUUCUAAGCACACCGUGAAACCGUCGUUUGUUUUAGAACUUGAAUCAACUUCUGAAGCUGUGAUACAAAACGUGACCAUCGAAAAAAGUUUGAUAGUUAGUGACAAUUCUCGAAAAUCCGCCGCUGUUUAUAUCGCUUUAAGUGAAGAGGGCAAUAACACCGUGAAUAUUACUGACUCGGCAUUCAAAGAAAACACCUUUAACGCCGGAGGAGUGGGAGCUAUGAUCAUUGACAAUGGACCCGACCUUAUGAAGUCAAAAGGCUGCAAAAAUUUUUUGUUUAAUGACAGCACCGAAGCUUACUCCGUUUUCAGUUACACAAAUCGAGUACUCGUCACAAAUUGUGCCUUUAACCGAAACUUUGGGAAGUACGCGGGAGCGCUGUUGAUAUUCAACGGCUUGACAAGACUUACAAACUGCACCUUCACGGAUAAUUUUGCAGAAUUUCGCGCGGGACACAUCAGUAUCGGUGAGGGCUCCGGCGGAGCGGAGAUUUACAACUGCACACUUCGACAAAAGGAAGGGAAGACGACUUUUUUAUCUUACGAAAGUAACAAUACUGUAUCCUUCUUGUACAGCGGCACUUUAGGGACUCUGGUUAUGAAAGACACGGUAAUGGAUUUUACACCCUUUCUACAUGAACAGGUUCUGGUAGAAAUUGUCAACGGCGGGCACGUGGCCAUUGAAAACACUUCGUCAAUUCUUUGUCCUGUGGGAAACAGAAUAUCGGUAGACAAUUACUCGCAUGGACUCGUCACCAGAUCCACAGGGUCCGCGGCCAGCUGCGCGUUGGAAGUUAAAAUGUACGGCAUCUAUUGUGAACGUUGUCCGGAUGGUUUUUACAGCUUACAGCGUGGUGUAGCAUACGGUACUCGAGUGAAGGAUGAUAUCAAAUGCCUUCCUUGUCCCUUUGGAGCAGACUGCUCGCGAAAUGUUGAAAGUGAGAAAAACUUUUGGGGAUCUUUAGUGAAACAAAAUCCUCCAACAUUACACUUUUACAUGUGUCCUCCUGGUUAUUGUGAACCGCCAAAGGAUUCGAGUCUCUUGACUUACAAUGGUUGUCAUGGUCACCGCUCUGGUGUUCUUUGCGGAGCAUGCGCUGUGGGAUAUAGCGAGACACUUUUCUCCUCGGAGUGUGCGCUCAAUGAAGAUUGUGGUGACAUAUGGUUCUGGCCAGUGGCGAUUCUCUACAUUCUGUUAAUGGCCAUUUAUUUCGUAAAGAAACCUCCUAUUGUGCCUUUUUUAACAUCACAAAUCUUGUGGUUUAGGAAGACCAAAACGGAAGAAAGUUCGAAAGAGAAAACUUCAGAUAGUAGGGAGAAUAAAGUAAGCGAUGCAGCGUCUACAGAUAAAGGUUAUCAAAAAGUCGUAUUUUAUUUUUAUCAAGCCUCAAGUCUGCUCUUUGGAGGUACCACCAGAGAAUCAAAUAUAGUCCCAUUUCUUUUGGCUAGUUUUAAUUUCCAGGUUCCUACAUCUCCAAGCGGCCUGGGUUGUCCUUUUCCUGGUCUAACAGUCGUCACAAAAGAGCUUUUUAUAAUGUCCGGGUUUUUUAUUCUCCUUCUGAGUGUUUUCUUGAUUCACGGUUUUCAGCGGGUAGUGUCCAGGCUGCGACGCCGGUGUUGUCCAUCCCUCGCAUCUCAUUUAUCCGCAGUCGCGGAAGUGGUUCUCCUUGGAUACGCCUCCUUGACAACCAGCUUGUUAAAGCUCCUCACGGUGCAGCGGAUAGAGCCUGGAGAUGAACUUCGUUUGUUUUAUGAUGGUAACAUUGUUCUAUUCACGUGGUGGCAGUAUAUCUUGCUUGCUUUCGUCACUGCUUUUGUCAUACCAUAUGUAGGACUUCUGUACUGGGGUGCCAAUAAGUUGAAUGUCAAAUGCAUCACGGCUCGAGAGUUUCUUUUUGCGUCCUUCUUCCCUCUUCCUUUCCUCCUCUAUUGGGCUAUCUUUAGAAGGAAGCAAAUUUGUGACAACACCGAAAGCCAGGAGCAGAAUAAAGAACGCGCAGCAGUAAUGAGAGUUCUUUACGGUCCAUUUCGACAGCCAGGCGAUGGACAGAGAGGAAGCCUUCAUUGGGAGAGCGUCCUGAUCAGCCGCCGCCUAAUCCUCAUUCUGUUGUUUACUUUCAUCGGUGAUGCAAGUAUUCGGCUUAUGCUGUCUACAGUGGUUUGUCUCUUUGUGGCCCUUCAUCAUAUCCUGUGGAAUCCUUACAAGGACAGCAAAGCCAACAAAUUAGAAACGGUAUCGCUAAUAACUCUUGUGAUCUUUGGCUUGUUUAACACUGUACACGCUACCUUCAUAACAUCAGGGGUUCGUCACCGGGGUCCAAUUAAAACGUACAUUGACGCGUUAAACUGGAUCCAAGUAUCAAUAUUACUGGUUAUACCGGUGGUACUAAUAAUCGCUGUCAUUUUUGCCAUCGUUUCUCAGUUUGGUCGCUUGGUGUAUGUAUCAGCAAUACUCUUUUGCCAAAUGUUUCAAUCCAGAAAAGGAGGGAGAUCAAAGAGAAAUUCUUUAGAAAGGAACAAUAGGGAGUCGCUGUUUCCUGAUGCUGAAGUGAUCGAGCAGCCCAACAAAGAUUUUGUCCACGAAAUGAUUGAGGGAAGUCCUUUAUCAAGCUCUGAAGAAAUUUGUCAUAAGGAA
Molecule: messenger RNA, 3306 nt
Organism: Porites lobata
Lineage: Eukaryota; Metazoa; Cnidaria; Anthozoa; Scleractinia; Poritidae
Source: the annotation of a GenBank genome assembly